AUGAAGCUCACGCUCCCCCCCAAGCCGAGCUUCCUCUCGGGCGUGCCCUCCAACGCCAUCGCCGUCGUGGCCCUCCUCGCGGCCGUUAACCUCGUCGUCUGGGCCAGCAUCGCCGUCGUGCUGCACUACCACCCGGCGCUGAUAUCCGCCGCCGCGCUCUCCUACACGCUCGGCCUCCGCCACGCCCUCGACGCAGACCACAUCUCGGCCAUUGACCUCAUGACGCGCCGCCUCGUGAGCCUGGGCCAGCGUCCCGCCACCGUCGGCACCUUCUUCAGCCUGGGCCACUCGACCAUCGUGAUUGUGACGUGCGUCGUCGUCGCCGCCACCUCGGGCGCCCUGCGCGACCGCUUCGACGGCUUCACCCGCGUCGGCAACAUUGUCGGCACCGCCGUCAGCGCGACCGUCCUCAUCGUGCUGUGCGCCGCCAACGCCUGGAUCCUGUACAGCCUCGUCAGCGCCCUCCGGCGGGAGCUGCGCCGCCGACGCGCCGCCGACAACCACCGCCUCGACGAGCCCGCCGUCCAGCCCGACCACUUCCACGUCCACGGGGGAGGCGUGCUGGUCCGCGUCUUCAAGUUCCUCUUCAAGGCCGUCGACCGCCCGUGGAAAAUGUACCCCCUGGGCGUGGUCUUUGGCCUGGGUUUCGACACGAGUUCCGAAGUGGCCAUUCUGGGAAUUGCCUCGCUUCAGGCCCUCAAGGGGACCAGCAUCUGGCUUAUUCUCAUUUUCCCCAUUCUCUUUACAUCCGGCAUGUGCCUAAUCGACACGACCGACGGCGCCGCCAUGGUCACCCUCUACAGCUCCAAGGCCUUCUCGAGAGACCUCGUCGCACUGCUGUACUACCAGAUCGUGCUAAGUGGCAUCACCGUCCUGGUAUCGGCCUUCAUCGGCAUCGUUCAGCUCCUGUCGCUCAUUCAAAACGUUGCCGAGCCAGAGGGCAGCUUUUGGGACAGCGUGGGUGCCAUCGGAGAUCACUUUGACAUCAUCGGCGGCAGCAUAUGCGGAGUCUUUCUGCUUGUUGGCAUUACAUCCAUCCUUUUGUACGGCCCGUGGAGAAGACGCAUCGACCGCCAGACCCAGGGACUCACCGUUGCUGAAGAUGAAAGCGCCCGCAGUUCCGAAGAGCCUGCAUCGCCCUUUGGCCAACCUGAAGUCCUUCAGCCUGCUACGGCAAAAUAA
Molecule: messenger RNA, 1182 nt
Organism: Metarhizium acridum CQMa 102
Lineage: Eukaryota; Fungi; Ascomycota; Sordariomycetes; Hypocreales; Clavicipitaceae
Biological process (GO): nickel cation transmembrane transport
Cellular component (GO): plasma membrane
Molecular function (GO): nickel cation transmembrane transporter activity
Source: RefSeq, a predicted model, not a curated record